GUUUGCUAGUUGUGAUACUCAUGCUAAAGUUUCUGGAGUUGGUGUAUUUGUUAAUUGUAAUGUUGGUGCUAGUGCUUUUGAACUUGGCAAUAUUGAUAUUGGAAUUAUUAAUGUAUUUGUUAAUUGUAAUUUUGGUACUAGUACUUCUAAACUUGGAGAGUUUGUUAGUUGCAAUAUUGGUGUUAGAAUUAUUGGGCUUGAUAAUACUAAUUGUGAUAUUGGUAUUUUGGUUUUUUGA
Dentiscutata heterogama is the source of this 238-nucleotide messenger RNA. The record is from the annotation of a GenBank genome assembly. NCBI's taxonomy places the organism in Eukaryota, Fungi, Glomeromycota, Glomeromycetes, Diversisporales, Gigasporaceae.